AAGUUGUCGAAAACUUGUCCGCAUACCGCGCCGACUGCAUUGAUCGUUUGAUGAGAGAAGGCUGUGAUUUGGACCCUGUCAUCGGUGAUACUGAAUCUGAGAAGCUGCUGCAAGAAUAACUAUCAAUCCACAAGAACUACUAUAUGACGCGAACAUGACGGGCCGCAAGAGUCUCUUCAUAUUCCUGAUGGGGUUGGCAUGGAAAUGCCGGUUCAGCAUGCCGUUGCUGCUCAGCGGUACGGUCGCCAUCUUGGGCAGGGCAUGGAUGUUCCAAAUUAGAGUGCACACGGUCCGGAGAUUACACGAGAAUGAGCUGGCAUAUUACGAUGAAGAAGAGGAACAAGAAGAUGAUGACGGCUCCUGGGAGACUGAGUCCACGGAUUCUUGGGAGACCAUCGUGGAGGAAGUAGCCUAUGGAUGAACAUACAUUUUAUCGAAAAUUAUAUAGUAUUUUCUAAGCUAAAUUUAGAAACAUAACCUCAAAUAUAAUUCUGUAAAAGAAGGAAAAAAUGUGAAAACAGUUUUCUCAUGAAAAAUUAAUUGUGUCUACCGUAUCGUCCUAAACAAGUUAUACGAAAAAAAAAUUCUUAAAAAUAAAAUUUUGUUGCAGAAAGGAAAGAUACAAAAACGUUUUUUUCUUGUAAACUAAGUUCUAGGUCGGAAAAAUAACUUGCCAAAACCAAUAUGUUUAUGAAAUUGUUUAAUAUCGAGUAGGUACCUAAAUUUAUUGUAAUUGUUAUCCAUAUUAAAUUCCAAUUUUGAAGUAAGUAUUGUGUUUUUAAACUAAAUAUUAUUUUUGAUUUUAAGUUGUAAUAAUUAAUAUGUCAUUAAUUAGUCAUUGUAAGUAGAUUUACUAUUAUCACAGAAUUAUAAAAGACUAGCUUUUGCUCGCGACUUCAUCUACGUUCUUCGUAAUAGUCAACUCUAAUAGUCAAAUUUCAUCAAAAUCGAUUCAGUGGUUUAUGCGUAAAAGUGUAACAAACAGACAGUGUUACUUUCACAUUUUUAUUAUUAGCAGGUAUAGGGAAUACUAACUAUUGACCAGCUGUUGCCUGCGACUUCGUCCGCUUUUUAAGUACAGACACCGGUCAUUUACGAUCUUAAUAUAUUUAAAUAUUUUAUUAGAUACGAAGGGAUUUAACAGCAGAAUAAAAAAUAUAGUGAAAGUAAUAUUCGAUUUUUUUUUUGCAUUUUUAAUUAAUUUGAAAUAUCAAUAAUAGUAGUGUAAAUAAUAAAUAAUUACUUAGUUGCGUUUUGUUCGCACUCUACAUUGGUAAAGGUAUAUUAGGUUUGUGGUUUAAUUACCCAGUUAUUUUUUAAAGUAAAUUGCUUAAGUAAUUAAUUUACGGGCUGUGUGUUAGAAUGUUUAAGUUGAAAUAAAAUGACGCCUCAUAUGUUUUGAGCA
Amyelois transitella is the source of this 1405-nucleotide messenger RNA. RefSeq lists its product as uncharacterized. NCBI's taxonomy places the organism in Eukaryota, Metazoa, Arthropoda, Insecta, Lepidoptera, Pyralidae. The transcript is spliced from 3 exons. Bases 155 to 421 code for a protein of 88 amino acids. The record is from RefSeq and is a predicted model, not a curated record.